AUGUCUUUCCUCAACACGCUUCGUUCGACACCUCUGCCACCGGUGAAAAAUGUACUGAACGUGGCCCUGCAAACCGCUCGUCAGACCAUCCCGUCGAAGAAUAAACAAAACGACUACGAGCAGCCCGGCGGAGAAGAUAUAGCACCGGGUGGGAGCAUGCGGGCACCGCCACAGGUUCCGCCUCGGCCACAAAAUGUUCACUUUGCUGAAGUCGAUGGAGACACUGGUGGGACAACCGAAAUGAACCCGUUAAAUCCUUUCACCAAUCCGAAAGCUUACUAUCAAGAGGGAAUGGAUCAAACGUCGGCAGGCCAGUACCAGGAGACGGGUUUCAAUCAGCCGAGAGAUUUUGAAAAUGGUUACCAAUCUGGUGCAUAUCCACGGCAAGGUAGCGUCCAAUCGUUUGGCUCAGACAGUACUUUUGCCGGUGGUGUCGAAGGGGAAGCGCCAGGAGGGGCUAAAAUCAACGAAUAUCAGGCGGCAUGGAAUGUUACAAAUGCUAUUCAGGGCAUGUUCAUCGUAUCGCUUCCUUUCGCGGUACUGCGCGGUGGCUACUGGGCCAUUAUUGCUAUGGUCGGCAUAGCGCACAUCUGCUGCUACACGGGCAAGAUUCUGGUUCAAUGUCUCUACGAGCCGGAUCCACAGACCGGGGAGCCGACACGUGUUCGCGACAGCUACGUAGCAAUCGCUAAGGUAUGUUUCGGCAAAAAAGUCGGAGCACGAGUGGUGAGUAUAGCGCAGAUCAUCGAACUGCUGAUGACCUGUAUUCUGUACGUGGUGGUUUGCGGUGAUCUGAUGGCUGGAUCAUUCCCGGACGGAGCCCUCGAUAGCCGAUCCUGGAUGAUGUUUUGCGGUAUUUUCCUGUUACCAUUGGCAUUCCUUAAAUCGCUUCACCAUGUCUCGUUGCUGUCCUUCUGGUGCACAAUGUCGCAUUUGUUGAUCAAUGCGAUCAUUGUUGGCUACUGCUUGCUGGAGAUCGGCGAUUGGGGCUGGAGUAAGGUCAAGUGGCGAAUGGAUUUUGAGAACUUUCCAAUCUCGCUUGGUGUUAUUGUCUUCUCCUACACGUCGCAGAUCUUUUUACCGACACUAGAAGGAAACAUGGAGGACCGUUCUAAAUUUAACUGGAUGCUUGACUGGUCACAUAUUGCAGCCGCUGCUUUCAAAGCUCUCUUUGGCUAUAUCUGUUUCCUAACAUUUCAAAAUGACACCCAACAGGUUAUUACGAAUAAUUUGCACUCCCCUGCCUUCAAGGGUUUGGUGAAUUUCUGUUUGGUAAUCAAAGCGGUCCUAAGCUAUCCGCUGCCGUAUUUUGCAGCAUGUGAAUUAUUGGAGCGUGCAUUCUUCCGUGGAAAACCUAAAACUAUUUUCCCCGUCGUUUGGGAGCUGGACGGCGAUUUGAAAGUUUGGGGAUUAGCCUGGCGACUGGCUGUUAUCAUUGGAACCAUCAUGAUGGCUUGCUUUAUUCCGCACUUUUCGAUUUUAAUGGGCUUUAUCGGAAGCUUUACCGGUACGAUGUUGAGCUUCAUCUGGCCAUGCUACUUCCAUCUCAAACUCAAAGGCCAUUUGCUAGAUCAGAGGGAGCGAGCCUACAACUACUUUAUCAUUUUUCUGGGCGUUCUGUUCGGUGUCGUCGGAAUCUACGACUCCGGCAGUGCCCUGAUCAAAGCUUUCGAGAUCGGUCUUCCAUUCUAA
Messenger RNA from Sabethes cyaneus, 1692 nucleotides. RefSeq names its product vesicular inhibitory amino acid transporter (gene VGAT). The record is from RefSeq and is a predicted model, not a curated record. The transcript has 4 exons. Gene Ontology annotation, cellular component: vacuolar membrane. Lineage: Eukaryota; Metazoa; Arthropoda; Insecta; Diptera; Culicidae. Gene Ontology annotation, molecular function: amino acid transmembrane transporter activity. Gene Ontology annotation, biological process: amino acid transmembrane transport. The coding region runs from base 1 to 1692 and encodes 563 amino acids.